AUGCCUGGAGCAGAAGAACAAAAGCCCCAGUACGGCAAGCGGCUACUAGUCAACAUUGUCGACGAACGGGCGAGGAACGAGCCAGACAGGGAAUGGGUGUCGAUACCCAAUUCAUCCGAUCCCAAGGACGGCUGGAAGACUAUCACCUAUAAGCAAGCCGCCAAUGCCAUCGACCGCGUCGCUCACAAGCUUGUCGACUCCACCGGCCGCCCAGCCAAGAGUGAAUUCCCCACAGUUGCCUACAUUGGUCCCAACGAUGUCCGCUACCUCGUCUUCGUCUUCGGCGCUGUGAAGGCCGGCUACCAAGCUCUGUUUGUUUCCCCACGCAACUCAUCGGAGGGCCAACUCAACUUGUUUGAAAAGACCAACUGUUCGAUCAUCUGGUUUGACGCAGUGUUUCAAAAUGCCGUGCAGUCGUGGGCCCAAAAGCGCGAGAUGCGCACCUUCAUGGCCGAACCCAUCCCAGCUUGGUUCUCUAACGAACCGGUCGAGCCGUUUCCGUACAACAAGACGUUUGACGAAGCCGAGUGGGAACCCUUUGUGGUCCUCCACACGAGCGGGAGCACCGGCUUCCCUAAGCCCGUAGUUGCGAGGCACGGCAUGCUCGCGAUCGGGGACAAGUUCCACAAUUUGGACGAAAAGAACGGCGUGAGGUAUUGGCUCAACGAGAUGGCACGCCGGUCCAAACGACUGUUGUACCCGAUGCCCCUCUUCCACGCUGCUGCGCUUUACCUUUCUAUCCUGAUGAUCCACUAUUGGGAUGUCCCCGCAGCAUUUAGCAUCGGCGACCGGCCGCUUACUCCAGAAUUGGUGACACGAUGCUUGAAAUACGUCGAAGCCGAUGCGGUAGCCCUACCGCCAGCCAUUUUGCAGGAGAUGAGCCAAGUGCCCGAGCAGGUUGAGGCCUUGAAGAAACUCUCCUUCGUGGCCUUUGGGGGUGGAAACCUAUCACCUGAAUCCGGAGACCAGUUGGUCGCCCACGGUGUUCAACUCGUCAACCUCAUCUCUGCCACCGAAUUCGCCCCGUUUCCGAUCUACUGGCCCCAAGAUCCAAAGCUCUGGCGUUACUUCCACGUUGACUCGGAGACUUUUGGGUGUGAAUGGAGAUUGGCCACCGAAGACGGCGCCUACGAACAAGUCAUUGUUCGCAAAGACAAACACCCAGGAUACCAGGGGUUCUUCUACACUUUCCCCGACGCUAAGGAGUACUCCACCAACGACAUAUACAAACCACACCCGACCCUCCCCGAUCACUGGCUGUAUUACGGCCGAGCGGAUAGUAUCAUUGUCUUCUCUAACGGCGAAAAGCUCAACCCGACCUCGAUCGAAGACAUCGUCAGCGGCCACCCCAAGGUUAAAGGCGCCCUGGUGGUUGGUAGCCAGCGGUUCCAGCCCGCACUCAUCCUCGAACCAACAAACAUUCUCAACGGGGCCGAUGAGGUGGAACAGUUCAUUGAGGAUGUGUGGCCGACGGUGGUUACCGCCAACAAGGAGACAGUCGCCCACGGGCAAAUCAGCCGCCCGUUCGUAUCCGUAUCCAAUCCAGAAAAGCCGUUCCUUCGAGCCGGCAAAGGCACCAUUCAGCGGGCGGGCACCGUCCGCCUAUACCAAGAUGAGAUUGACCGGAUCUACACCCAGGCGGAUCAAGUGACGUUUUCUCAGGCCCCCCCGCUUGACCUAAGCUCCAAGGAAUCGUUGACCCGGUCUGUUAUUGCGUUGUUUGAGCAACAGCUCCAUGCACCUGCGCUGGGACCUGAGACGGACUUUUUCUCUGUGGGUGUUGACUCCAUGCAGGUCAUCAACGCGUCUCGCCUCAUCAGGGCUGGACUUGAAGCGCAAGGCGCCGAGGUUCACUCGUCCACCUUUGCCCCACGCAUUAUUUAUGGCAAUCCAACGGCUAGCCGCCUUGCUGGGUACAUCAUCUCCGUGGUGAGCAAGGAUGCACAGAAUACGGAUACCACCGAUGCGAAGGAGGACAUCCACACAGCGGAAGCGAUUUUGCAGAAAUACACGCAAGAUCUACCUCCUCCCCGGGCGGGGAAACCUGAACCUGCUGAUGAGGGUCAAGUCAUCGUGAUUACAGGCACGACGGGUACGCUGGGCUCGUACAUGCUCGACAUUGCCUCGCGGUCGCCGAGGGUCCAGAAGGUCAUCUGUCUCAACCGGUCCGACGAUGCGGAGGCGCGACAGAAGAAGAGUAAUGAAGAACGGGGUCUCCAUACGGACUUCUCCAAGACCAUGUUCCUCCGUGCCGACUUAUCACAGAGCGAACUUGGUAUUGGGAAGGAGAACUUCGAAGAGCUGCUAACCAACGUGGACCGGGUCAUCCAUAAUCAAUGGCCGGUCAACUUCAACAUCCCCGUCGAGUCCUUCGAGCCUCAUAUCCGCGGGGUUCGUAACCUGGCUGACUUCAGCAACAAGGCAUCCAAACAGGUACCCAUUGUGUUUAUCUCGUCCAUCGCGACAGUCACCGGAUGGAAUCAGCCAGGCGACGUCCCGGAACAGUCGUUGAGGGAGAUCGAGAACAGCACGGGAGGCUACGGCCGAUCCAAGCUGGUGAGCAGUCUCAUCCUAGAUGCGGCAAAUAAGAUCUCAGGGGUCCCAGUAGCGGUUCUCCGUGUUGGGCAAGUUGCCGGCCCGAGCGGUGAAAAAGGUGUUUGGAACCGGCAUGAAUGGCUCCCAAGCAUCAUAGCCAGCUCGCAGUACCUUGGUGUACUUCCAGACAGUCUUGGGCUCAGCGAUUUGGUUGACUGGAUACCGAUCGAGGGUAUGGCGAGCGCAGUCUUGGAAUUAUCAGGCAUCAUUAGCCACGCUUCAGUUGAGGAGAUUCACGGAUACUUCCACGGAGUUAACCCACAGCACACACAGUGGAGCGCCCUAGCGGACGCUGUCAAGCAGUUUUAUGGCGGCCGCAUCCAGAAGCUGGUUAGUUUGGAAGAAUGGGUGGACGCCCUGGAAAAGAGUCAACAAAGUACGGAAAACUUCGACAAAAACCCCGGCGUGAAGCUUUUGGACACCUACAAGGCUUGGGUGGCAGCAGCCAAGGCAGGGCACGGACAGGUCGCAUUGGACACGUCUCGUACGACAAGCCGGAGCAAGACCAUGAGAGAGAUGCGGGCGAUUACGCCCGAGCUGAUGAACAAUUGGUGUCGCCAAUGGGGAUUUUAA
This is a messenger RNA of Dichotomopilus funicola, 3168 nucleotides long. RefSeq lists its product as uncharacterized. The record is from RefSeq and is a predicted model, not a curated record. The transcript has 4 exons. Bases 1 to 3168 code for a protein of 1055 amino acids. Lineage: Eukaryota; Fungi; Ascomycota; Sordariomycetes; Sordariales; Chaetomiaceae.